This is a messenger RNA of Rotaria sp. Silwood2, 711 nucleotides long. The record is from the annotation of a GenBank genome assembly. NCBI's taxonomy places the organism in Eukaryota, Metazoa, Rotifera, Eurotatoria, Philodinida, Philodinidae.
AUGAGUGGAUAUUUGGUGCUUUCAUCAAAGUUUGAUAUGCCAGAUAAACAACCAAAUUCAUCAAAUCUUCAAGGUUUAGAAAAUGAUCAACCCAUACCUCGUGGUGAACCUAAUGAAAUAUUAAAUUUCGAUUCUAACAAACGAAUUCCUACUAAUGAUCAUGAACCAACUGGUGAAGUUAUUAAAGAAAAAUCAGAUAUAUUUCGAUUACAAGAUGAACAUUUUCGUUCAUGUGUUCAUGAUAUUCAAUUAGGUAAACAUCACAAAACUAAUGAUUCAAUACAACAUCAACAUGAAAAAUGUACAUUAGAAUAUGAUCCAAUUGUGCAUCCUGAUUCAAAACUUGGUCGAUUACACUUAUCAAUACGAUAUGAUGAUGAACGAAGUCAAUUAAUUAUUAAAAUAAUUAAUGCACAAGGGAUAAUAAGACCUGAACAAGUAGCUGCACGAGAUAUGUGUUUAACAUUUUCAUUAAUUGGAAAUGAUAAUAAUGAGCAUGAUAUAGAAAAACAUAAACGAUUUGUUAGUGAAAAUGCUCCUAUACAAUGGAAAGAACCUGUGAUAUUUUGCAUUACAUAUGAAAAAGUUAUUGAAAAAAAAUUAUAUAUUUUUGCCAGUAAUCAUUCUGAUCCAUCAAUACCUCGUGAUCGAGAAGUAUUAAUUCUUUUAAAUAAUCUUAAAAAUCAUGCUGAAGAAAUAAAUCAAUGGUAA